CGCGGGCGGGAUAAAUAGGGCGAGGGGUGCGCUCCGCAGGAUCCGCUCGCUUCCCGCCCGCGCCCCAGUGCUCGCCUCCCGGCCCAGCUCGGCUGCGCCUCCCCCCAGGGACCCCGAGCCCGCGGUAGAGAGACAGAGAUUGAGAGGGAGAGAGAGGAGAGACAUACCUACAGUACUACUCUGCCACUUGUGAAGCUUCCUUCCUGCAGGCCGUCCCUGCCGGCAGGAAUCAUGAACUGGCACCUCCCCUUCAUCCUCGUGGCUGUGGCCACUCUCCCCUUCGUCUGCUCUCAGUUCAGCCCUCUGUCUCUGGAGGAGCUGGGCUCAGAUCUGGGCAUCCAGGUCUUCAACCAGAUCGUCAAGUCCCAGCCGCAUGACAACAUCGUGGUGUCACCACACGGCAUCGCGUCUGUCCUGGGGGUGCUUCAGCUGGGGGCAGACGGCAAGACCAAGAAGCAGCUCACCACCGCCAUGAGAUACAGUGUGAACGGAGUCGGGAAAGUGUUAAAGAAGAUCAAUAAGGCCAUCGUGUCCAAGAAGAACAAAGACGUCGUGACGGUGGCUAAUGCCGUGUUCGUGAAGAAUGGCUCCAAGAUGGAAGCGCCCUUCGUUACCAGGAACAAGGACAUAUUCCAGUGCGAGGUCAGGAAUGUGAACUUUGUGGACCCGUCCUCUGCCUGUGACUCCAUCAACUUGUGGGUGAAGAACGAGACGCGGGGUAUGAUUGACAACCUGCUGUCUCCAGACCUGAUCAACGACGUCCUCACCAGACUCGUCCUGGUCAAUGCCAUGUACUUCAAGGGCCUGUGGAAGUCCCGGUUUCAGCCUGAGAACACCAAAAAGCGGACGUUCGUGGCUGCGGAUGGGAAGUCCUACCAAGUGCCCAUGUUGGCCCAGCUCUCGGUCUUCCGCUGCGGGUCCACAAGCACCCCGGGCGGCGUCUGGUACAACUUCAUCGAGCUGCCCUACCACGGGGAGAGCAUCAGCAUGCUGAUCGCACUGCCCACCGAGAGCUCCACCCCGCUGUCCGCCAUCAUCCCCCACAUCAGCACCAAGACCAUCGGCAGCUGGAUGAGCACCAUGGUGCCCAAGCGGGUGCAGGUCAUCCUGCCCAAGUUCACAGCUGUGGCACAAACAGAUCUGAAGGAGCCGCUAAGAGUUCUUGGCAUCACCGAGAUGUUUGAUUCGUCAAAGGCAAAUUUUGCAAAAAUAACAAGGUCAGAAAACCUUCAUGUCUCUCACAUCUUGCAAAAGGCAAAAAUUGAAGUCAGCGAAGAUGGAACCAAAGCUUCAGCAGCAACAACUGCAAUCCUAAUUGCAAGAUCAUCACCUCCCUGGUUUAUAGUAGACAGACCUUUUCUGUUUUUCAUCCGACACAAUCCUACAGGUGCUGUCUUAUUUAUGGGGCAGAUUAACAAACCCUGAAGAAUAUAUGAAAGGAUCCAGGCAAUGAUUACUCUGCCAUGAAGAAAAGACUCUUCCCAACAUCUUUCAUAGUUCUAUUAAAUAUUUUUGUACAUUACUUUCUUUUGCAAAUCUAGCUCUUAGGAACAGAGACUCCAUGAUGCCAGCAUUUCUGUUCUGGGAUGUGUUAGAGAGAGAGAGAGAGAGAGAGAGCAGCAUAGCUGAAACUCUGAACUGAGAAAUGAAAUAAAUAGAGAGCUUGUGAAAUAUCUAAAAGAUUCUUUAAACUACUGAGCAGUUACCUUGGCUAACACCUCUCCUGAGAAUUACUGUCCAGUUCAAACUGUCUAUUCUAUUUCGUUUUGUUUGUAUGUAUGGCUUUUCAAAAGCAAUUUAAUCAGUGUAAUGAGAAGAAAAAAAAAAAGACAUUUUAUGGUAGCUCUUACUUUUUUUAUGGAAAAAGAAUGUUAUUGCCCUUUAAUUUUUUUUUUCUUGGUCCAUUCCAAAGUCUUGGUAAUAAGUCAGCAUUGUUUGGGGGACAAGAAAAGCGAGAUCUCUAGCCCCUUCGUGUGUUUCUGUUGUGGUUGUUGUUUGAUAUCAUGCAUGUAAUCACUAAAAUCAAUUUGAAAACAACUAAUGUCUUGCUAGACAAGGUUUGCAGUAUACCUGUCACUACUGGUCUGUACUCUCUGGGUUUGCAUUUUUGUAUUUUGUACAAAGUAAAAAUAAAGUGUUAUGAGUAGUAAAAUAAUAACGCUGAUGAUG
Erinaceus europaeus (western European hedgehog) is the source of this 2169-nucleotide messenger RNA. It is a transcript of the gene SERPINE2, whose product is annotated as serpin family E member 2. The record is from RefSeq and is a predicted model, not a curated record. Gene Ontology annotation, molecular function: serine-type endopeptidase inhibitor activity. The transcript has 10 exons. Bases 232 to 1425 code for a protein of 397 amino acids. Lineage: Eukaryota; Metazoa; Chordata; Mammalia; Eulipotyphla; Erinaceidae. Gene Ontology annotation, biological process: negative regulation of plasminogen activation; negative regulation of endopeptidase activity.